Pygoscelis adeliae (Adelie penguin) is the source of this 7319-nucleotide messenger RNA. RefSeq names its product helicase-like transcription factor (gene HLTF). NCBI's taxonomy places the organism in Eukaryota, Metazoa, Chordata, Aves, Sphenisciformes, Spheniscidae. The transcript has 24 exons. The coding region runs from base 1 to 3006 and encodes 1001 amino acids. The record is from RefSeq and is a predicted model, not a curated record. Gene Ontology annotation, molecular function: ATP-dependent chromatin remodeler activity; hydrolase activity, acting on acid anhydrides, in phosphorus-containing anhydrides; ATP binding.
AUGGCAACAAUUGAUGAGUUCACACAUAGAUACUUCAACGAUUCUCAACAACGUACUAUUUCUGCAGAUUCUGCAAGAGGAUGCUCUCAAUAUAACAUCUGUAGAGGAGAAAGAAACUAUUCCCGUUUUUCCUCUUCUGACUUUUACUCUAGUCUUGGGUUGGAAGACUUCCUCUCUGUAGGUGACACUUCUGGAACGGAGGAGGAUACAGACUCAGCUAUCUUAUAUGGCACUUUGCGAGGAAGUGUUGUUGGAUUACGAUACUACACAGGGAUUGUUAAUAACAAUGAGAUGGUUGCACUUCAGAGAGAGCCCAAUAAUCCUUAUGAUAAAAAUGCAGUGAAAGUAAAUAAUGUGAAUGGAGACCAGGUAGGCCAUAUAAAAAAAGAACUAGCGGCAGCAUUGGCAGGCAUUAUGGACAACAAACUAGCAUUAGUUGAAGGGGUUGUCCCUUAUGGAGCAAAAAAUGCCUUUACUAUGCCUGUACAAAUGAGCUUUUGGGGAAAAGAAGAAAACAAGGAAGCAGUGCUAGAUCAGCUAAAAAGGCAUGGAUUCAAAUUGGCUCCUCCUCUGAAAGUAGGUUCAGAAUAUGGUUUUGGAUCAAAGUGGAUUUCUGGGAGAGCUGGUCCAAGUUAUAGUGCUCCAGUUCAUGCUGCUGUGCAGUUGACCACUGAACAGCUUAAAAGUGAAUUUGACAAAUUGUUUGAGGAUCUGAAGGAAGAUGAUAAAACUUGUGAAAUGGAAGGAGCAGAGGCUGUUGGCACACCCUUGCUUCCCCAUCAGAAGCAGGCUUUAGCUUGGAUGGUUUCAUGUGAGAACAGUAAUGAUUUGCCACCGUUUUGGGAAGAGAGAAGUAACUUCUAUUACAAUACACUUACAAACUUCGCAGAAAAGCAGCGACCUAAAAAUGUUCUUGGAGGAAUACUGGCUGAUGAUAUGGGACUGGGUAAAACACUUACUACUAUUGCAUUGAUUCUCACAAAUUUUCAAGAUGGCAAGCCUCUUCCUGUUGAAAAGAUCACAAGUGAUAAGUUUUAUGAGGAAUCUGGUACUAACAGCAAGAACAACGUUGGACGCAGACUAUGUAAAGACUCUAGCAAUGUGAUGGAGCCUGGUGGUUCUAACGUAAAAAAGUUUGAAACUACUCCGUUGAAAUACUCAAGUUGUCCUCCAAAAAGAGAUAAAGCCAAGAAACCCAGAUAUUCAGGAAGCAGUGACUUGGGAGAGUCUGAAGAAUGGCUACUGCAACAAACAGAGACAACUUCCUGUGUUAUCCAAGAAGAUACUGGCUUUGCAUCUGUUCUUCUACCUUCAUCUACUUGUUUAAAAAGACAAACAAAGAGAAAAGGUGUCACUAGCGUUCAGUCAGUUGAGAAGAAAUAUUCUGAUGGUGACCCCAGAGCAACACUGAUUGUAUGUCCACUGUCUGUCCUAAGCAACUGGAUUGACCAGUUUGAACAACAUAUCCACCAAGAUUUUCAUGUAAAUAUUUAUGUUUAUUAUGGUUCUGACCGUAACAAGGACCCAUCAGUUCUUUCAGAACAAGACAUCGUACUGACAACAUACAACAUCUUAGCUACUGAUUACGGAAUCAGAGGUGACAGCCCUUUACACAAAGUCAAGUGGCUGAGAAUUGUGUUGGAUGAGGGGCACACUAUACGAAAUCCAAAUGCUCAGCAAACUAAAGCUGCCUUAAAUCUGGAGGGACACAGAAGAUGGGUACUUACAGGCACUCCUAUUCAGAAUUCUGUAAAGGAUUUGUGGUGUCUUAUUUCCUUCUUAAAACUGAAACCUUUCACUGAUCGAGAGUGGUGGCACAGAACGAUUCAACGUCCAGUCACAAUGGGAGCUCCAGGAGGACUUGGGCGUUUACAGUCUCUGAUUAGGAGUAUCACCCUUAGAAGAACUAAAACAAGUAAAGUUAAAGGAAAACCCAUUUUGGAGUUACCAGAACGUAAAGUACUUAUUCAGCAUGUUACGCUUACAGAGGAAGAGAGGCAAAUCUAUCAGUCUGUGAAGAAGGAGGGCAAAGCUGCUAUUAGCAGAUUUUUCAGUGAAGGGACUGUACUAACUCACUAUGCUGACAUCCUUGGUGUCCUGCUCAGAUUGAGGCAGCUUUGUUGUCAUCCUCAUCUUUGUAUAAAUACAUCUUCUUCUAGUUUUUCAGCUGAUAAUAAAACUCCUGAAGAACUGCAUGAGACAUUAGUGAGUAAAAUGAAGUUGGUUCUGAGCUCUGGUUCAGAUGAAGAAUGUGCAGUUUGCUUGGAAUCACUGACUCUUCCUGUGAUAACACGCUGUGCGCAUGUGUUUUGUAAGCCAUGUAUUUUUGAAGUCAUCAGAAGUGAACAGCCAAAUGCCAAAUGCCCUCUCUGUAGGAAUGAGCUUCGAGUAGAGCACUUGGUGGAAUGUCCCCUAGAAGGGGAAAUAGACUCCAGUAAUGGAAGGAAGUCUGAUCAGGAGUGGAUAUCCAGUUCAAAGAUAGAUGCUCUCAUGCAUGCUUUGAUAGAACUACGGAGGGAUAAUCCAACUGCUAAAUGUCUGGUUGUUUCUCAGUUCACAACUUUUCUGUCACUGAUAGAAUAUCCCUUGAAAGAAUCAGGGUUUGCCUUUACUCGUUUGGAUGGGUCAAUGGCACAGAAGAAAAGAGUAGAAGCAAUUCAGUGUUUCCAAAGCAGCCAAGCAGGAUCCCCAACUGUAAUGCUUUUGUCGCUGAAAGCAGGUGGAGUUGGAUUAAAUCUGACAGCAGCUUCCCGAGUGUUUUUAAUGGAUCCUGCUUGGAAUCCUGCUGCAGAAGACCAGUGUUUUGACAGGUGUCACAGGCUGGGUCAGAAGCAUAAUGUUGUUAUUACUAAGUUCAUUGUGAAGGAUUCAGUGGAAGAAAAUAUGCUGAAAAUUCAGAACAAGAAGAGGGAACUUGCAGCAGGAGCCUUUGCUACCAAAAAGCCUUCAGCAAGUGAAGUAAACCAAACAAAAAUUAAUGAAAUUAAGGCUUUAAUUGAUUUAUAGCUUGAAACUGUGGUAUUUUGAGUAAAUAAUACAUUUAAUAUUUUAGUUAAUAUUGCUCUUCAAGUUACGUAUCUCAUGCUAACUUUUAGUUUUGCUGUCUUUGUGGUCAAAACAUAAAUACUUCAAAUAAAUUCUAAGAAUUAAUUUGCUCCUAAAUGUUAAUUUAGAAAUGCACAAACUUGUUUUGCACUCCUGAAAUCUUUCCAGUGUUCAUUUCUUCAAAAUGUUGCUUAUUAUGUACAAUGCUUAAGAAUACAUAAAAAUCCCUCAAAACAGAAAUGCAUAUUCAUGCAUUCUAACUUGCAAGAAUUUAAUCUCUUUUUAGAGGUGAAUAGAAAUGAAAUAGCUUCGUGUUUCAAUCUGUGUUUCCUGAUAACCAAACAGAUCAUCUGGAUUGUUUGUUUCGGAAUAGGUGGUCAGUGAUCACUUCAUAAGGAAUUCUUACUUUUGCAGACUAUGUUCAAAGAUGGCAUUUAAUUCAAAAUUUUAAAUUUUUUUUUUACUAUUUCUGAAUAAUACACAGGUGCAGCAGGGAGUUCCUCUGAUUACUUCCCAGAAGCUAGUAAAAAAUGAAGUACUUAAAUUUGUAAAACACUUUCUUCUAAUAUUUUACUUCCCUUAAACAGAAUUCCACUGAUUUUUGUAAAGCUUUUGUGACUUGGAUAAAAUGCUAGAAUCAUAGGCUUGUAUUGAUAACACGCUUUCUAAUAAUUUCUGUACACACUUCAAACAGUACGACUGUGCUAUAUGCGAAGUGGAAUAUGACCCACUCAUCAGUGAAUCAGUUAGCCCUUGCAAAAUAAAUUAAACAGAACAAAUUAUUUUAAUAGUUGCCAGCUUUCUAACAGUUUUCUUGCACUGGUAAGUGCUUUUCCAAUCCCAUACGUAUGUCUUAAUGGAAUGCUGAUCUGCACGCAUCUUGAUUUAUAGAGGAAGAACUUGGUAAACUAUUAAUGUUCAUGUACUGCAAAAUAAUAAAUAGCGCUGAAGAAUCUCAGUUGAAUAUUACUUGAAUAUUCUUGUCUGUUCCUUCUUUCUCUUUCCAUUUGAUUCUGGUCUUCUGUUAUGUGUUUUCUUAACACUGUGCUGCCUUCCCUGUAACGCUCAGACUUAGACUCGGAGGCAGAGAUUGCUAUGUUUAGGUCCUGUUUAGAUUCUAUGUUUAGAUUCAGGAAGUGUAUUUGGCAGCAGAGAAAUGGAAUCUGAUUUGCUUCUAAUGCCUUUCACCUUUUCUUAUGUCUUGGAAUACCAGCCAGCUGAUUAUAAGAUGAAUUGCAAACAUAGGAAAUGGAAAAGGACUGAGAAAUAAAGGGAAGAUGUCUGGUAUUUGGAGAAAUAGUGAGCCAAUGGAAGGAGCGAGAAAGGAAUUCAAAAUAUGUAACCUAACAAGCUGAUGCAGUUUUUUGGGAGCCAGCAUCUUAGCUAUGGAGAAGAGUGUGUUUUAAGUCUGUUAGAGAAAGAAUUAAAAAGACAUGAAUGAUGGAAAACAACGCGAACCCCAGUAACUGGUUGUCACUGGAAUGUUGAUAAAAGAAAACAGAGCUACACCUGACUGAAUUUUUUUUUUUUCAUCGAGUUUCUGCAAGUUAAGCUUUCUUUGGAUUUUUGUGCUUCAGAUUCUGAUGUUCAGAGAUAAGCUGAAUAAGCUGAUUAUGACUGAGAGAUUUGGCUUUGUGUCAUUCUUCCCAUUUUCCAAGUUAAAAUUCCACGAGGAAGAGGCCCAUUUCAAUGGCUAGUCAAGCUACAUCGUUACUUGUGUUAAAAUAUGCUGACAUUUUGCAGAGUGGCUGAGUUAUGAUUAUGAAAACAAUUACUAGUAUCAUUUUUCCUCUACUAGAUGAUCGUUCCCAUGUUCCAAAGCCAAAUAAAAAGUUCCUGGAGUUAGUACUAAGCAGUAUGGCUAGUUAAGCGCUCUCCCAAGAAAGCCAUUAAUGUAUCUGAGAGAAUAGUUAAAAGUCAAAGCUGAGAGCAGAAAAGUCCUGUCUGAUUUGAUGGGGCUAUUCUGUUACUUGGGUGGUUAAAAACCACAGCGUUGUGGUUGGUUGGGGUUUUCUUUUUGCUUUUAAUGAACUGUAAGUAGUCUUUGGCUAUUGCUGUUCUCUUUCUUGGGAGUUCUAACGCUGUGUUCUGUGGCAUGUUCUAGAAGUGAGCUUUUGGAAUUAUGAACUUAAUGUUUUUAAUUCCAAAGACUGGACUUAGUAGUCUAUCAUUCUGGGUUUUUUUACCCCCUACAUAAAAUAAAGAUGUAAAUGGAAAAAAAAAAUGCUUCUAAACUUUUUCAGAGUUGCUCUGAGUUGUCACCAUCUAAGGAACACCUUAGAUUAUAUGCUUUUUAAAGGCAAACGGAGUUCCAAUACUUGAGUCGCUAUCUAAGCAGGGCUAUGAUUCUUUUGAAUAAUGAUGUUUUGAGUAUAGUGCUUUAAUUCAGUUACUGUUUUGAGUACUUGCAGUUUAGAGCAGAAAAUUGUUUGAUGUAUCAACUGAUACUGUUACCAAGGAUAAAAAGAGAUCUCUCUGUUUCUGCAAAUGCUGCCUGCAGUAAUUAUGAAGGAAAUAGUGGCAGAUAAUGACACGAAGGUCACUUUAUUGAAAAUAAGCUGCAUAGAGUUUGAUACAGAUGUCAUACCUUUUCGCUUUCCUGAGGCUGUGGGUAAACAACCACUGUAUGAGUCACAGAGGCUAGGACAGAAUUGUUGUAUAGGUUUUCUUUCUUUACUCAUUGUAUUUGUUAACUCAAAACAUGCAGGUUUUCAUCUUACUCAGCAUCUCUCCUUACCUUCUUGUAUUAACGUAACAAAACUUACAUGCUAAAACAAAUUUUCAGGUUGGUAUAGUCUCAUGCUUUUGCACUUUCAGUCCUCUCCAACUAAGCGUAAAAAGAAGUAAUGUGCCUAUUCUCUAGUACGAAUACAGACAAGGGGAACAAAACUAAGACUGUUUACCUGUCUUCAAAAGAGUAUUUUACCAUUUUCCAUAGAGUAUUUUGUGAGCAUGCAGAACUCCAAUAUUCGUACUUGUUGGAUAAAGUAUACUUUUGUCACUACAGAUUGUAACUAGUAAUCCCUCCUGUUUUCACACAACUUCGAAUUUACCUGUUAAAAAACCCAACGCAGCAAAAGAAAAACCCACACAGGAAAGGGCUAGUUACAACUGGGAGUUCAGAUGCUAUGUAUUUUUAAAUAGCUACAAGCUACUUUGGUUUGGACCUUAUCUUUAGCAUUUUUUGCUGAAUGGUGACCAAGGAAUCUUAGAGCAAUUAAGUAGCAAAACCAAGUUAAAACAAACUAACACUUGUAUGCAGAUCACAUCUUCUGCUUUACCAGCAAAUGGUGAGAGCUUGUUGAUUGUUUAUCUCUAGGCUAGAAGUUUAGCACCCUCACUAGCUUCCUGCCAAAAUCCUCCUUUAUGAGGAAAUAAUGAAAUAAUAUUUUCUUAGUGUUUCAGGACUAGUACACAGUAUAGCUGUCAACAGUUCUGUUUAGAAUUUUGGCUGAAGGAUGGAUCUGAAACUUAGUACAGAUAACAGCCAAUCUCUGUCUACAGUAUUCUUUUGUUACUGUGGUAUUUUUACUGCUUUUCCAUGUGUCUUAGAAUACAAUGCGUAGCCCAAGUGUGGCAAAAAAGCACUUUCUUUUACUCCCUGCAUGCACAGAAAGAGUAGUUUUUCCUAAUCAGGGUAGAUGCAGUUACUUAAGCAGCUAUUCAGUCUUUCUUUGCCAAAAUAGCAUCACCAUUGUGUUUAAAAACAAGUUCACUGUACAGGGCUUACGUUAGGGAUGAUCUUUCUUUAGUCACUGAAAGAAACAUUCCCUCUUCCCAAGCUCCAUGUUGCUUAUGUGAGUAGCUUCAGCAGGUACUUCCUCUGUAGCCCUGUCCUAUACUUAGGACAAGCUAAUAAGGGGAUUGGCCCUAAACAGCUCCCUAGCAAAUAACUAUAUACUCUGUAAAUAACUACAGAACUAAAAGCUGGACAUUUGCUAAUGGUAGCUAGAAUAGCAUUAGCAAAGCUUAAGGGUUAUACCUGUUCAAUAUUUCAGUUAGACUGCUUCAGAGCUUUUUUUUUUUUUUUGCUCAAGAGUUUAGGGAAGCCAGAAAUGCAUGACAACUUUUUAUUUUUGUAUCAAGUGCAACAUUGCAAAUAACAGAUAAAACUCAUUUUACUAGUCCCAUAGUAUACAGAACUGAAAAAUGCAUUCUGCCAUGCUGUAGGCACUGUGCAUAAGAACCUGAUCAAAACUUAAGUGCAAUUGUGACUGGAAGAGCAAAGCAGUGCUAUUACUGUUACAUCUGUAUGUAUCCCAGUGUCACUAAUA